CAAGAAGCACGUAGCAUCGGCAGAAAAGGAAGAAUGGAGACCCGCGGGAGUGAGCGGCCACGCCGGAAAAGAGCUCGGACUUCCGAAACCUUCUCUUACCAUCGCAACAAAAGCCUUGGAGUAGAAGAUGUUGAUGCCGACACCAUCUUGGCUCUGUUAUUCGCAGCAAUCCUCAACUCUCACAGACCCGAGUCCCUCUCCUUGAUCGAGAAAUGCUUAAUAAAGCUCACUCCCUCUUUUCUCUCACAAAACCCCAACCCCAUCCUCUCUUUGCUCCCAUUCAUUCUCACUUCCAAAAGGGCCGAGAUAGCGUCUCGCGGGGCGGAGAUUGUGGGCGCGGCAUCGCUUUUUUCGCUGGAAAUGAACGAACAGAUUGCUUUGGAUGGUGAGAUUGUGAAAGGUUUGGUCUCGGCGUUGGGGAGUUCGAAGAGGAAUGUGUUAAUGGCUGCCUGCAAUGCUGUUUUGGAUAUGUCGACCACCUCGGUUGCUCGGCAACGCCUGCUGGAACUUUCCGCUUUGGAGAGUCUUAUGUUUGGAUUCCUUCAGGUUCCUAAAUUUUCAAGGAUGCUAGUUUCUAUAUGCUCUGUGGAUGAUGGAAGUGUUACGUGUUGCAAGAUUGGAAUUGAGGAAGAUGAAUUUCCAGUAUUACUUCUUACUGCAUCCAUAAUUCUCAUCAACUCCUGCAACAUUGAGCAAUUGGAAAAGAUCCCCAGAAACCUCUCUAAAACUUUCUUGGCCUUUUUGAGAAAGCUGUGGGCUGAAGUGCAUAAUGAAAUGUUGCUUGCCAACACCAUGAAAUCCAGCCAAGAGGCAUGCAUUUAUAUAAGCAAUAUUAGGAUUAACAAUCUGGCAGAAAGCAUCUUUAGGCUUUCCAUUAGUAGUAGUCAAGUUACACCAACUUUGCCUUUGGAGGUGCUUAAAAGAAGUAUUUUUGGUUUGAGUAAAUCUAGUUUUGAAGAUUUCAUGUUUACUCAUUGGGAGGUAUCACCAUUUCUCAUACAAAGACUUUCAAGGGCUUUAAAUGAGGGUGAUGAUAUUUUCAGUUCAUUUGUACAGUCUCUACACUUGACUAAAACAGUUCCUUCCUUUCUUUCUUCAAUCCUUCGGAAUUUAGUUUCUUGUUUUCCUAUUGCUUCAGAUGAACUAGACAUCCUUAGUUUCUUAAAGGAGGUGGGAAAUAAAUUGGGUUGCCCCAUAAUCUAUCAGCAGGACAUAAGAGUGUUAAGAACAGAAAGGCAAUUGAAAAGAGAGGUACAUUUCUUUCAGGAGAGUUUGGACUCUUGCUGCAAAAAGGGUUCUCACAUUUUUAACAUUGAUGAAGUAAAAAAAUGUGAAGAAGCAUAUAAAGAGGGUUAUACAGUUGCUGUUCGUGGCAUGGAAUUCCGCUUUGAGAGUAUUGCCGCUAUUGCAAAUGGAUUAGCAUCUCUCUUUGGUCAACCAUCUGUAGGUGUCAAUAUGUACUUGACACCACCUAAUUCUCAGGGUUUGGCUCGUCACUUUGAUGACCAUUGUGUGUUUGUUUGCCAACUUUUUGGUACUAAGCAAUGGACUGUUUUUCCUCAGCCGAAUGUCCAGUUACCUCGCCUAUAUGAUCCUCCUGAUAGCCUAUAUGUUGCAGAGGCUGAGGUCUCAGUGGCCGACUGUAGAAAGAUUUCGCUAAAGGAAGGUGAUAUUUUGUAUGUUCCCAGAGGUUUUCCACAUGAGGCAUGUACAGAUAAUGGUGGUCCCAAUGGUUCUGCUGGAUGUUCCCUGCACCUUACACUUGGUAUUGAGGUUGAACCACCUUUUGAGUGGGAGGGAUUUGCUCAUGUUGCGCUUUGUUGCUGGAACCAGAGCCACAAGCAACCACAGGAUCUUCAUGUUAUUUCUGUCAAUCUCUUGCAUGUUGCAAUCGGGCUAUUAGGCAAUUCUGAUCCUACGUUCCGGAAAGCUUGCUUGGUUGCUGCAAUUUCUUUGCCAUCAGACACCAGAUAUCGGCUUGAUCUGAAUCAGAGAACCAUUUUCAGCCAUUUGAUUGAUAAAAUCAAUACAGAGUCAAGGUUCUCGGAAGCCCUUAGGGGCAUAGAAGUAGCAAUUCGGAAAAAAGAAGAUCCCUUUCAACGGAUCCAAUGGCUCCGGCUUCUCAAUCUGGAUGGAGAAACCAUUGAAGGACAUGAUUCGAAUUUAUCUUUGAUGGAAAUGGCUAAGUUAUUCCCUUUAUGUGUUGAACAUAAAGAAAAGGUAGAAGCAGCUUUCAUGCAUGUAAAGUCUAGGUUCUGUGAUGAGGUGUUAUUUGGCAAUGUACUAAAUAGUUAUAAAAUGCUGCUUGACAAGUACAAGAAGGCCAGAAAGCAGUAUAUGGAUGGAAUGAUUUCAUUGCACCGUACAUCGUAAUCUCUCUUUUAUGUAUGUCAACUUCUUCGAUGAUA
Alnus glutinosa is the source of this 2408-nucleotide messenger RNA. RefSeq lists its product as uncharacterized. The coding region runs from base 34 to 2373 and encodes 779 amino acids. Gene Ontology annotation, cellular component: nucleolus. Lineage: Eukaryota; Viridiplantae; Streptophyta; Magnoliopsida; Fagales; Betulaceae. Gene Ontology annotation, molecular function: histone H3K36 demethylase activity; histone H3K4 demethylase activity. The record is from RefSeq and is a predicted model, not a curated record. The transcript has 4 exons.